AUGGCUGAAUCUUUCUCGCUAAGGUUGUCAAAAGAAUUCACGCUUAAACGUCUUACAUUUUGGAUUUUUUGGCUUGGGACUCAUAUUUUUUUAUUCAUCUUUGGUUUCUUUAAACAAAAGGAUGACAGAUCUUUGGAUAACCUUAAUGUCAUCGGUUUCUCUUUAUGGACUUCUCGUGGUGCUGGUUUGUGCCUUGCUUAUGAUGGCGCUCUAAUCCUCUUACCUGUUCUCAGAAAUCUUAUAAAAGAUUUGCGUGCUAUAAGUUUUUUAAAUAACCUUAUUCCAUUUGAUGAAAAUCUUUGGUUUCAUCGUCAAACCGCUUAUGCUAUGCUCUUUUGGACCCUAGUACAUACUUUUGCUCAUUAUGUUAACUUUUGGAAGUUGGAGCAGCUUGGCAAGUUCCAAGCCUGGAAACUUCAUUACACUACUUGGGCUGGCCUUACGGGCCAUUUUAUGUUACUUAUUAUGGUUUUAAUUUAUACCUCUUCUCAUCAUAAGAUGCGUCAUCAAUCUUUUGAAACUUUUUGGUACACUCAUCAUCUUGCUUUCUUCUUUAUGUUCUGUUUAUAUUUUCAUGACCAUGGUUGUUUUGUAAAAACCGCUCAAGGUGAAUGUAAAGGUUAUUUUUCUCGACGAUACACCAUAGUUGGUGGUAUUUUGUACUUUUUUGAACGUGUCCUACGUGAAAUCCGUUCUCGUCAUCCAACUCAAAUCACAAAAGUUAUUGAUCAUCCUUCGAAAGCAAUUGAAAUUCAAUUUGAUAAGCCUUCUUUCCGUUAUAAGGCCGGCCAGUACUUGUUCUUAAAUGUCCCUGCUAUAUCAACUUGGCAAUGGCAUCCGUUCACAAUCACCUCGGCACCAGAUGACCCUUAUGUUUCCAUUCAUGUUCGUUUAGUUGGUGAUUUCACUAAUAAGCUUGGUGAAUUGCUUGGAUGUAAUUCUAAUUUUGAUACUGAAAUAGCUGUACCUACUGUUCUACCAACUCUUCGCAUUGACGGCCCUUAUGGUGCUCUUUCUGAGGAUGUAUUUAAAAAUAAGAUUGCUGUUUUGAUAGGUUGUGGUAUAGGUGCUACUCCUUUUGUCUCUAUCCUCAAAAAUAUUUGCCAUCAACAACAAAACAAACGUCUAUUGAAAUUAAAAAGGGUAGAAUUCUUUUGGAUAUGUCGUGAAACUGGCUCAUUUGAAUGGUUUCAAUCCUUACUGAAAACUUUAGAAGCUACCACAAUGGAAGCUGGUUUCCUAAAAUUACACAUUUAUCUGACAUCAAAACUUAGAGAAUCCAUUAUAAAUAAUAUAAUAAUUAAUGAUAUAUCUGAUUCAUAUGAUUCAUUGACGGAUUUAGAAAGCAUAAUACAUUACGGUAGACCAAAUUUUGGUUAUAUAUUUAGACAACUGAAUCGAGCGAUUGCGAGUGGUUAUUAUUUGCCGAGCAGAGAAGGAGAUUUGAAUAUUAACGUGGGUGUAUAUUACUGUGGUCCUCCUGCGUUGGCUAAAAGUUUAAAAAAAGAUUGCGAUUUUGCAAGUACUAAACGUAUAAGAUUUCAUUUCCAUAAAGAGCAUUUUUAG
Molecule: messenger RNA, 1566 nt
Organism: Dentiscutata heterogama
Lineage: Eukaryota; Fungi; Glomeromycota; Glomeromycetes; Diversisporales; Gigasporaceae
Source: the annotation of a GenBank genome assembly